UCUGGCAUGAAUGGCGUAACAAAUUUGAAGGUUAGAAAGAAGCACUGCGCUUCUCCCAGUAGAAGCAUAUAAUUAGAAUUGGAAAGUGAAUAAAUACCGCCGAUUAAAUGGCAUUUGGGAAAGGUUUAGGGCAUAAUCUCCCAUAUCUGCAGCAGCAGUUUGUUGCACUUCUUGGAAAUACCAGUGCCAGUGUUAAAGUUAUCUGUAUAAUCGUACUUUUUUCAUAUUGUUUGUCAUACAUAGAACAAGCAGUCUUGGCUCUCAGUGUAACACCAGGCUAUUUGUUACCUUCUGUUUUUUGGAUAUGGACAGCUUUUACAUUUUGUUUUUUGGAAAUACAUUUUUGGGAAGUAUGCGCUGACAUUGUAACGGUUGGACUCUGUGGUAAAUUGAUUGAGCCUCUGUGGGGUGCUAUGGAAAUGUUGACUUUUUUUGCGAUUGUUAAUGUUGGCGUUGCCCUAUUGUCAGCGAUAUUUUAUUUGUUUCUCUUCAUGUGUACUGACGAUCCGAGUUUUUUGUUUGACAUUCAUAUUCAUGGACUUACAGGAUAUAUAGCUGGAGUCAGCGUUGCGGUAAAACAAAUAAUGCCCGAUCAUAUUAUAGCAAAAACUCCUGUGGGGAAAAUCACGAAUAGAAAUAUUCCCUUGACGCUCUGGAUUUUUCUUUUAUUACUGUGGAUUGUUGGUUUAUUAGAAGGAACCCAACCGACAAUGUUUCUAAAUGGUUUAUUCGUCUCAUGGGUUUAUCUGAGGUUUUAUCAGAAGCAUAGUAAUGAAACAAGAGGGGACAUGGCCGACAACUUCACAUUUGCUAGUUUUUUCCCAAACGUUUUACAACCACCGGUAGCAGUUGUUAGUAAUACACUAUACAAUUUCUUUGUUCGGAUUGGUAUCUGCAAGAAAGUUGUUAGACGAUUUGAUAUGUCUAACGCACCUCCAGGGUUGAUCAUUUGCUUACCUGGAAUCGAUCCUCAAGACAGUGAAAGACGAAGACAAAUAGCACUGAAAGCACUAAGUGAACGUUUGAGUAAGGAUCACGCAAGGCCUCGACAACAGGAUAAACACAAAAAACUCUCUUCAUCGUCUACAGCGGUGUCUGUCGCAAUUCCCGAAUCAGCCCUUCCAAAACCAGUCCCAUCUCCACUUAUACCACAAUUGAACAUGAAUGUUCAAAGUCAAACCUUUGGAAAAACGUGAUGUAAGUGUAUACAGAAACAGAAAACUGUAAAUCCAUUCCAGAGUUUAACUAAUUAAAACACGCAAAAUGUGGAGCAUAUUUUCUUGAGUACAUUCAAGGAGGAUUCCCAGAACUUCACUUUGUUUUCACACUAACGUUUGAUGUAUACAAAAAAAAAAUUUUAUAUUUUUGUGUUGUAAACUUCUCACGUGCAUUCAAACCGUUGGGCGGAAAACAUACUUGAAAUUGCCGGACUAGUUUUUCAAUGUAGUUGACGUGACAUGAUCCAAAUUUAGCGUGUUUUGUAUACAUUUCAAAAAUUCAAUAUCAAUAAUUGACUGAGGAAGUAGCUUAAAAUAAAGAAAAUAGAAAGAAAUACCCUCGUUGAAGUUAUAAAUUUGUGAUUAAUAUUAAUGCAAUUUUUUAGAUUAAAGAAAUGACCCUCCUCCUCCAUAAAAAAAUGAUUAGAUUUUUUUUGGGUCAAUACCAUUUCUCUGUAUAGAAAAAGCAAACUCACUUUUUUGUACCACUUUGGGGCGAAUUAUACUUUUAUUCUAUUCAGCAUUAGCUCAGUAUAUUGGUUUUUUUGUAUCAAAACGAAAGAUGUAAAUAUUUCAUUUCAUUUCAAGUAAUCUUAUUGUACAGAAAAAAAAUGGAAUUAAAUAAA
Fopius arisanus is the source of this 1843-nucleotide messenger RNA. RefSeq names its product transmembrane protein 115. The record is from RefSeq and is a predicted model, not a curated record. Gene Ontology annotation, cellular component: Golgi apparatus; membrane. The coding region runs from base 108 to 1196 and encodes 362 amino acids. NCBI's taxonomy places the organism in Eukaryota, Metazoa, Arthropoda, Insecta, Hymenoptera, Braconidae. The transcript has 4 exons. Gene Ontology annotation, biological process: retrograde vesicle-mediated transport, Golgi to endoplasmic reticulum.